AUGUCUCUCCGUGCUCUCCGUCCCGCUUUCCGCGUUGCCGCUGCGUCGGUCCGCGCCGCCCCCCGCGCCGCUCCCGCCUUUGUCGCUGCUGCCCGCUUCCACGCCUCGGCCCGCCGCAUGGGUUCCGGUGAGACCGACAGCCAGCUCGCCGGUUCGCUCACUGCCGAGCACGAGUACGAGCUCGAGUCGGCCAGCGACGAGAAGCCCCAGUCCCUUCAGGAGCUCGAGAACGCCGGUGUCUGGACCGUCAAGGACAUUCCCGGCAGCGACGAUGUUGAGAUCACCCGCAAGUUUGGUGACGAGACCCUCAAGCUCACCUUCCAGGUCUCGGACCUCGACAACGCCGAGCCCAUGGAGACCUACCACAGCGAGGACAACUCGCUCGAGGACCAGGAGGACAGCGACUACAUCACCUCGUCGCUGAUCGUGUCCAAGGCUGCCUCGACCAAGUCGCUCUGCGUCGACCUCACUGCCAGCCGCGACGGCUUUGAGAUCACCAACAUUGCCAUCUUUGACAAGGCCCUUGCCGGCGCUGACGGUGCCGAGGGUGACUGGGCCCGCCGCAGCCGCUACAUGGGCCCCCAAUUUGACACUCUUGACACCGGUGUCCAGGAUGCCUUUGGCGAGUACAUCCAGGAGCGCGGCAUCAACGAGUCCCUCGCCAACUUUAUUGUCGACUUUUCGGCCCAGAAGGAGCAGAAGGACUACAUCUCGUGGCUUGCCGACGUCAAGACCUUUGUCAACGCUUAG
Molecule: messenger RNA, 750 nt
Organism: Apiotrichum porosum
Lineage: Eukaryota; Fungi; Basidiomycota; Tremellomycetes; Trichosporonales; Trichosporonaceae
Gene: MAM33
Product: Mitochondrial acidic protein mam33
Exons: 4
Coding region: 1-750 (249 amino acids)
Biological process (GO): cytosolic ribosome assembly
Cellular component (GO): mitochondrial matrix
Source: RefSeq, a predicted model, not a curated record